GGUAUGGUUGAAAACUCGCAGUCCAUCGCGCUGAGCAGAAGAGGAGCAGCACAACUAAAUGUGACUUAUCUGAGCAUCAUCACGUCUGCACCUCCGGGAGACAAAGACGAGAGAAACUCUGAAGGAGAACACAGCGCGAUCAGAGCCUCCCGGAGUUACAUUAUAUCAUUGUACAUGUCUGCAACAUCUUUCGCGACGUGUCGACUGUUUGCUUGCCUCUAAUGUUUCCAACCAACUGAGACGAGGGGGAUUUAUUCCUUCUUUUGUUCUUUGCUUUCCAUUGACUCUUAAAUAAAAAAGCAGCCACAAACGAAUAAAUACGGGUCACUAUGAUUUUGUUAACAUUGCAUAAUAGAAGAGGGUUGAAUUGCUUGUGCGCGCAGUUCUUGCUGUGGAUUUUAUGUGCGGUGGACGGAGAGGAACAGCAUUUCAGUGUGGAGGCUUGGCUGCAGAGGUAUGGCUACCUCCCUCCCACAGACCCCAGAAUGUCCGUCCUGAGGUCCACUCAGACCAUGCAGUCCGCUAUUGCUGCCAUGCAGCGUCUCUACGGCCUUAACGUUACUGGUGCACUGGAUAAAAACACCAUUGAUGAUAACACCUUAAGCUGGAUGAAGAAGCCACGGUGUGGGGUGCCAGACCAGUUCGGAGUUGCCUCAAAAUUUAGCGUCCGAAAAAGACGUUACGCCCUCACGGGGCAGAAAUGGCAACAUAAACAUAUCACAUACAGCAUAAAAAACGUCACACCUAAGGUGGGCGCGGAGGAGACGCACAAUGCCAUUCGCCGUGCGUUUGAUGUGUGGCAGAACGUCACGCCGCUGCGAUUCGAGGCAGUGCCCUAUAGCGACCUGGAGCGCAACAAGAAAGAUGUGGACAUUACUAUCAUUUUCGCCUCAGGUUUCCAUGGCGACAGCUCUCCCUUCGAUGGAGAAGGGGGUUUCCUUGCACAUGCCUACUUUCCUGGUCCGGGAAUCGGAGGAGACACACACUUUGAUUCAGAUGAGCCCUGGACUCUAGGGAACCCGAACCAUGAUGGAAACGACCUCUUCCUAGUGGCGGUACAUGAGCUGGGUCAUGCGUUAGGCCUGGAGCACUCCAACGACCCCACGGCCAUCAUGGCCCCUUUCUAUCAGUACAUGGACACAGAGAACUUCAGACUACCACAUGACGACUUGCAGGGCAUCCAGAAGAUUUACGGACCUCCAGAUAAACUUCAUCAGCCUACGAGACCUCUUCCGACAGUACCACCAGCCCGCUCGAACCCACCAGUAGAUCCACGCAAAAACGACAGGCAGACGCGGCCUCCACGAAUACCGACUGGCGACAAGCCACUGCACCCUAACGUUAAGCCAGACAUCUGUGAUGGAGGCUUCAAUACUCUAGCCAUCCUCAGGAGGGAGAUGUUUGUGUUUAAGGACCAUUGGUUUUGGAGGGUCAGAGAUAACGCUGUGAUGCCAGGUUACCCCAUGCUCAUCAAUGUCUUUUGGAGGGGUUUACCACCCAAAAUUGAUGCCGUCUAUGAGAACAGCGAGGGCAGAUUUGUUUUCUUCAAAGGGAAGCAGUUCUGGGUUUUCAAGGACACAAUGCUACAGCCUGGCUACCCCCAGGAUAUCUCAAUGUUUGGAAAUGGCAUGCCAGCGCAGAGCAUAGAGACGGCCGUCUGGUGGGAGGACGUGGCCAAGACCUACUUCUUCAAAGGAGAUAGGUAUUGGAGAUAUAAUGAGGACAUGAGAACGAUGGAUCCUGGCUAUCCCAAGUCCAUCACAGUGUGGAAGGGAGUUCCAGAUUCUCCACAGGGAGCAUUUGUGGAUAAAGCCAAUGGUUUUACGUACUUCUACAAGGGUAAAGAGUACUGGAAAUUCAACAACCACAGGCUACGGGUUGAGCCUGGCUACCCUCGCUCCAUCCUGAAGGACUUCAUGGGAUGUGACCUCAUGCCCAUCGAUCCUGACCGCCAACCGACGGAAGACGUAGACAUUGUGAUCAAACUUGACAAUGAAGCCAGCACGGUCAAAGCCAUCGCAAUCGUCAUUCCCUGCAUCCUGGCACUCUGCUUGCUGGUGUUGAUCUACACCGUCUUUCAGUUCAAGAGGAAGGGUACACCUCGACACAUACUGUACUGCAAACGCUCCAUGCAGGAAUGGGUGUGAGCCAGAGCCAACCAGGUUUGCAUCCCCCACCAUAGCCACAAGAUACGGUGGUGUAAGCACCCUAAACUUGCGGACUUUGGCUCUUGACCUGCGUCUCGCUUAAGGAGAACAGUGAGGGGCUUUGCUUUGAUUCCCCCUUCCAGGAGGUGAUGGGUUUAUUCCCACAAAUCUCCCCACUCUUCGCCCAUUGGCCCAGUUGAACCUGUUGUAGUACUCGCAGGAGGCUUGCAGAUUGUACUUGGUGCAUUGCGACAUCCAGUGCCACUUCAGGUCUUCAUUGUUCAACGUGGAAAUUGAUGAUUGCUAUAACUACAGGUUUUACGAAUGCACCCUCAAAAAGGAAAAAAAAAUAAAAUAAAAUUGUUGCAGGAGCCUAGUUCAAGGUUUACCACCUUUUAGUAUUUUUGCUUGGCUCCUAUAAUUUAUUUUCAAACAGAAAUAUUUAAAAUUCCCUUUAAAUCACUCCCAAACCAAAUAAAGACUCCAAAGAGGAUCUUAUUAUCUUUUUAUGAUCAUCAUUUUUUCAAAUCUAUUUCUUUUCUAUACAUUUUUUUUUUUUUCUCCCUGCAUGAAAUAUUUUGCAGUGAUAUGCAGUGGGGAAGUCUUGACUGUUGUGGCAGUCUGUCUCAAAAGCAGGGGCCAAAAUAUUCUGCAAUAUUUUUAACAGCCUUAAUUAUAGAUUGUGUUUGCUUUUGUUUUUUUGCCAUUCUUAUUUUAUUCUAUUUUAAAUUUUGAGUACUCCUUCAUUUUGUCUGUCUGAAAGGCAGUGCAAUAUUGCUUUGCUCCCUUUGUUUUGAGAUCAGAGACCAUGGUUAACCUCAUUUCGCCAGGGGCCGCCCCAACCACAACAGCAAGAGCAGGACUCCUUCACCUUGGCCUAACAUGAUGCAUAUCAAUCAAAACAGAGGGAAGACCAAGCAACUGCAAUGACAACUAUUUCUGCCAGUAGAAUUGCAACUGCAACGGAAAUGAUUGAAUCGUUAUCAUGCUGAACGCUCACACGUUUGGUUGUGUUUACACGGACAGAGAUUUGAAAGUUUGUUUCUUCCCUUUCUGAAAGGUUGCUGUUUGAGUCAGAGCAUGUCCUCUCCUUCAGACUGCCUUGUUUAAUGGUCUAGAUCCUAGAACCUUGACAUAUGCUCAACAGGAACCAGAACCCAGUACCACAAGAGCAACUCAGGACAGUGCUUGAUUCAAAGUGUAUGCAAGCCUUCCUCAUCCAGUCCUGUCUUUAUUAUCAAUCAAGAAGAAAAUCAAGGAUAUAUCAUAUAAUGUCUCGCCAUUGCUUGCAAUUGGAAGUGUCUGCAACAGGAUUGGACAGUUUUUUUAUUUUUAUUUUUUUUAUUUUUUUUUUAUUUUUUUUAAACAGAGUCAGAACACUUUGGUUCAUGCCUUGCAGACUCUAGAUCAGUCCUUUGCAUUGGAAGGACCUUUGAACAUACAGUUAUUUGCUUAAAUUAACGUUUCUUUGUGUGUUUUCUCUUUUUUUUUUUUUUUUUUUUUUUUUUUUUUGUACAGUACAAUUAAACAAAUUAAAUAGUCUCAACCUCAAGAUUAAAGUGGUACUUAAAAGCGCUGAGCUGUCAUCCAACAAGUUUCCUUUAUACCUGACAAAAGCAGAAAGAUGAGAAAAUGUAUGCCAAUACACUCCAGUCUAAAGAAAACAAUGUGAUUCUGGCAAGCAGUGUUUGAAUGUGUGUCUGUAUUGAUGGUAUUUUUUUUUAUUUUAUUUUUUUUAUUUUUUUUAUUGAAAAAAAAGAAAAAAUGGGACAUCUUCAAAUUCAUGUACUUCAUGACUUGGUUUGGGACAAAUUGUUCUGACAGACUUAAUAAAUUAAUCAGUAUAUGAUUAAAAUGCCUUUUACUGCUUUGUUAACAUUUUACAUAAAAGAUUAAUGUAAGCCUGGGUAAAUGUAGACAUUCUUCCCUCUCUACUCUUACAAAAAAUUACCAUGGUAUUACCAUUGCUUUUUGGACAUGUACUAUGGCAAUACCAUGGUUUUCUUGUACGAACCUUGGAGUACUUUGUAAAUACCAUGGUACAUAUCAAAUUACUAUGGUAAUACCACCUGAUACCAUCAAUGUACAAUGGUACCACCACAGUACUUUUUGUUUUAAAGGGUCUUUAGGCUUCGACAUCCUUUCUAUUUCCUCUCUAUCUUACUUCUAAUAUUUGUCGUUGUGUGUGUGUUGGUGAGUAUGCAUAUAUGCAUGAGUGGUGCUUAAAAUAUCAGAGAGUAUCAGCCUAUCAAACAAAAGUCAACUAUGAAUAUUUAAAAGGAAACUGCUAUAUAAUACUGAGUAGGAUCAAACCUGGAUAGAGCUGAAUAUUUUAAAGUUGGUAUUUAUCCUGUGGUUAUAUUUACCUAGUAUGAUAAGAAUCAUAGCAUAAAAUAUGAGACUGCGGUGGGCAGAGGCACUUAGAAUGUGCCAAGGUAAACAGAAACUGACCAGGCCGUGUGGAUUCUGAUUGGCUCUUGAAAUGCUGGCAUGGCGGAUGAGGUCAGCCCGGGCAUCCAACUGCUAUCUAUGGUCCAAUUCAAAUCUAGCUCAACAGAAUCACUGCAGCCACGUUUACUGCAAUCAUAACGUAUGAGAUGCGAACAUUACUGUUUUUUUCAAAUGUCUGUGACUCUUAAACCGACCAGCAAUGCUGAUAACCAUUUAAAAAGUCUCAAAGAGAUAGUUCACUCAAAAAUUAAAAUUCUUUCAUGUUUUUUACUCACACUCAUGCCAUCCCAGAUAUGUAUGACUUUCUUUCUUCUGCAGAACACAAAUGAAGAUUUUUAGAAGAAUAUCUCAGCUAUAUAGGUCCAUACAAUGCAAGUGAAUGGUGACCAAAACUCAGGAGGUCAAAAAGCACAUAAUGGCUGCGUAAAAGUAAUCCAUACAAAUCAGGUGUGAGGGUGAGAAACAGAUCAGUAUUUUAGUCCUUUUUUGCUGUAAAUCUACACUUUCACUAUCACAUUAAGCUACCUACUGGUUGGGGCUGGUCAAAGGUGGAGAUUUAUAGUAAAAAAGGACUUGAAUAUUGAUUUGUUACUCACCCAUCCUUAUCAUAUUGCUUCAGAAGACAUGGAUUUAACCACUGGAGUCAUAUUGAUUACUUUUAUGCUGCCUUUAUGUCCUUUUGGACCUUGUGAUUGUGGUCACCAUUCACUUGCAUAGUGAGGACCAACAGAGCUGAGAUGUUCUUCUAAAAAUCUUCGUUUGUGUUCAGCAGAAGAAAGAAAGUCAUUCACAUCUGGAUGGCAUGAGGGUGAGAUGAGAUAAUUUUCAUUUUUAGCUGAACUAUCCCUUUAAUUGUGUGAAAAAGAGAGAAAAAUUAGCAAAGUAUGAAAUGAAUAAAGCCUGUGUGUGUGCGCUCAGUAGCUAAAAGUGACUCUGGUCUCUCUUUGUGAGAGAUUUCUGUCUAGCUGACAGAACUUGUGGUGCUAACUGGACCUACACUGGUGAGUUUCAUUCUGUUUUCAUUUGGUGCUAUUAUUGUUUUAAACACGGAUUUAUACUUACGAUGAUGGUCCGUACAGGAACAAUGUAUUUGCGUUCAUGUAGCACUAGUCGUCAAGGUGCAUGAUGUCGUAGCUCGCGUAUACUGUAUUUCUCAUAUGUUCGGUGAAGGCCUAAAGGUGCAGUCACACUAGGAUUCGAGCACGCUAAAUUACUUCGGAAUCUGCAACAAAGGAUAUGAUGUCACGCUCUAUGGCUUCUGUUUUUAACUAGAAAUAAAUAAAAAAUAAUAAUAAUAUUUCAUUAAAAAAAAAGAAAUCUACCAUCUUGCAAAUUGACAAACCACAUUAAAAAAAUAUUUCAGCCUAUAUUUAAGAUUUAUGCAUUUCAAUUUAAUAACAAAAUUCCAUCAAAUUAAACUGUCAUUUUUAACCAAAUUAAAUGAAUAAAACUUUAUUAUUUUGUUAAAGAUUACUCAAUUCAAUUUGAUGAAAUUUUGUAAUGAAAUUUAGGUGCUAACUCCUAAAAUUCAUUUUUUGAGUGCAUGCAGUUUCAAAAAUUUUAUUUUCUGAUUUGAGUUUCUGAUCUGUGACAUCAGGAUCUGAGGAUAUGAGAUCUUCUAUUGGUCAAACAAAUUUGUUGAUUCGCAAUUUGCAGAGUUCACUCAAACAUAAUUUUGAAAUGCAGCAAAACGUGCGUAUGAAUGAAAGUUAAUGCCGUGGAAAGUCUAGUGUGACUGCACCUUGAAGGUGCAUUCACACUAAUGACAAUUACAUUGCUGAAGGUCACUGUAAUGUUGCUAUGUAGUUAUUCCCAAUCAACUGCAGUAUCCAACUGUAUCAGGUGGUGGAUCACGAAAGACAAAAGGUUCAUGUGAGCUUGACUGUCUCCACUUGUACUGGUAAUCGCCACAUUAUUUUCAUAAAGUUGCACAUUUUCAUAAAGUUUGCCACAUUGCCAAUGGUCUCUGCCGCUAAAAGUCACCCAGAAUCACCAACUCUCACUGGAAAUGAAUGAUGUCCAGUUUCUUCAUCGCUGCAAAUCGUUUUUAGUGUGCAUGCACCUUUAUGCUUUCUGGUUAUAGGUCGAGCAUAAAAGUUGGUGCCGUACAUCGUCUUCAUGUUGGUGCUAGAACCUGAUUCAUGUUUACAGUUUCUGGAAGUGAAGACACUAAGGAUGUGGUUUUUCUGUUUGCUUUGCGACAUAUUUUCUGAACUAACUGUCUGGAUUCCAUGAACUCACAGCCUUAGCAAGUGUGCUAAUCAGAUUCACCCUCAUUUUCAUUUUCACUCUUUAUUUUUCCUGUUUAUCAUCUUGCCAUCAUUGAUGAUUACAUUUAAAGCAAUGUCCAAUUCUAAAUGAAGGACACACAUGGAAAGUCUGAAGAACAUGUUUAAAGUCUUUUUCAUUCUGUCUGUAUUCCUGUAUUUGUGAUGCAUCUGUUGACGAUCCAUUUAAUUGAUCAAUAAACACAUUUGAACAUAUUUCCCCUGAGCAUAUCUGUGUUCAUCUACCUGUACCAUCUUCAUUUUUUAUCUCUCUUUGGAUCACUCCUACUACCAAACAUCUCUCACUCUUGUUGUAUUUCAGAGCUGUGGCGUUCACUGAUGUGUCAUGGACAUUGUAUUCAGCUACAGCCUUUAGCAUGUGGCAAGUGUUUCUGCAGAUUGUAUUUAUUAAAAAUCUGAUGCGAAAAUACGUUACAAUUCAAAAAAUAUUUGAAACUAUUUCGCAAUUUUUUUGUAACACUGUUCUCCCAGUGGCAUGUUCUUAAAGUACCUGUACAUGUAUUUUGUUUUGUUUUCUGCCACACUCUAGAAAAAGUUAGGAUACCUGAAUAAAUUGUUCAGCAUCCAAAGUUGACCUAACACCUAAAAAAAAAAAAAAAAAAAAAAAAAAAACAUUUCAGGUUCGCACUUGGGUUUAAACUAGCUGUUUAAUUUUUUACAUUUUUUUGGCCAUGAUUUUUUGCCAAAAAUCAAUAAUUGGUGUGAGUAGGUCCCUCAAGAAUUUGUCAGGUCUGUGUUAUCUCUUGCUAUUUCCAGGGUAUUUUAAUGAAAACAAGUUCUGUUUCAUAAUCUAGGUGAUUACAGAUUGAAGUUGUAAAUGUGUUGUAAAUAUGUAAUUACCCAAUUCAAUUUAAUUAAAGCGCUAAGUGUUCUUUUAAAUGACAUUAUACAGUAUAUACGAUCAUUUGAAAGCAUUUAAAUUAUAAUGUCUUUAUGAGUGUCUCCAGGUCCAGAUGUGCAUCGAUGCAGCCCAGCUACAAGCCACAACUACAGUGAGAGCUCAUUAUCCUCAUUAAGAGGACUGUGCUGAAGUGAUUCGAGCUGCAGGAAGAAAUUAGCUCCAUUUCUCAGAAUAUUGACUUGCUAGUGGGGUUCAUUCUCUUCUCUCUCCUCCAUGCCUUACUGAUUUUUCUUAAAAUAUCACCAGAGUUGCUAAGACAGAAACAGAAAUCGCAUACAGACACUGUCAACAGACAGCAUUAUACAGCAUAAUACAUACAAGCAUUUCAGAUUCCACCUAGUGACACUGGCUCCACCCACAAACUGCACUCACUGACACCACCUAAUUACAUCCUAAAUAUCUCUUGAGAUUCAUCCAAUUCAUUAGAAAAGAAAACCUAUUUAAAUCCGUAACUGAUUAGUCCACUCAGGGACUUGCGCAAUAUUGCAUGUGGCUCUGUUAAUGGUUUCAACCUUUGUUGUUGCUUUAAUGACCAGCAUUUAACCGGAGGCCUACAGGCUGGAAACAUGUUAUCUGGGAACUAAUCAAUACACAGCAUGGUUCACUUGACUGUGACACAUUAAUCAGCUGCACAGAUCCAAUCAAAACUAUAAUGGAAUUUUUCAUUCUGCAUUUAGUACCUGCGAGGUCAGCUGUAUUAAUUGAGAACAGAGCUGGUGUAUCUGGAAUUUUUCCUCUGUUUUACACAUCCUGUAGCAUGCUGCCUGCUCACACGAGUGAUCAUUUCUACCUAAUUUAACAUGCCACAGUGAUCGAAGCAGUUGAAACCUUUAACAUACUCUGAACACAGUGAGAAAUAAGGGGGGAUGGGAGAGAGAUAAAGAUGAAUUCAUAAACAAAGGAAGGAAUGAAGGGCAGAGUGAAAUAAAAUAAAGUAACAAUAGGGUUGCAGGAACGAAGAGGUGAAUGACUUUAAAACUUUCUGAUCAUACACAUUUUUUUGUUUGUUUUUAAGGAUAGUUCAAAAUAAAAAUAAAAAAAUCUGUCCUUAUUUAGUCACUCUCAUGUCAUUCUAAACCUGUAUGACUUCCUUUCUUCCGUGGAACACAAAAUGUGAAGCGAUACAAUAAAAUUGUGU
Molecule: messenger RNA, 8925 nt
Organism: Myxocyprinus asiaticus (Chinese sucker)
Lineage: Eukaryota; Metazoa; Chordata; Actinopteri; Cypriniformes; Catostomidae
Product: matrix metalloproteinase-16-like
Exons: 11
Coding region: 330-2147 (605 amino acids)
Biological process (GO): proteolysis; collagen catabolic process; extracellular matrix organization
Cellular component (GO): extracellular matrix
Molecular function (GO): zinc ion binding; metalloendopeptidase activity
Source: RefSeq, a predicted model, not a curated record